UGUGGACACUGAUACCUGUCAACUUGGUAUUAACUGACGUUUGAAGAAAUCCGUCAAAGAAGGGACGAUGGCGAGAGGUAGCCGGAGCCUGAGAAAAGUAGCAGAGUGCCUGAAACAAUUACCUACGACAGCGAGCCGGAAAAUACUUACCAGGAACAACGUAAGAUACCUGUCAUCAUGUGGGAUCCUGAUGACCCGUGUACCUCCCUUGCUGGGUGCAGCCAGAACAGGGCAUGGUGCUGUGAUGCCUGCCCGCAGCUUCUUCAACCUCGCUGAUUCCUUCUCCAAGAAGAAGGAGUACUCAGAGAGACGUAUCAUUGGGUAUUCAAUGCAGGAGAUCUAUGAAGUGGUGGCCGAGGUGGAAAACUACCGCCACUUUGUUCCCUGGUGCAAGAAGUCUGAUGUGGUGUUUAAACGAGCUGGAUUCUGCAAGGCCAAACUAACUGUGGGCUUUCCGCCUGUGGUGGAGAACUACACCUCCCUUGUCACGACAGUACGCCCCCACCUGGUCAAGGCGUCCUGUUCAGAGGCAAAACUGUUCAAUCACCUGGAGACGGUCUGGCGUUUCAGCCCUGGCAUUCCCGGCUAUCCUCGUACCUGCACCGUGGACUUUUCUAUCUCCUUUGAGUUCCGGUCCCUCCUCCACUCCCAGCUAGCUCACGUCUUCUUUGACGAGGUGGUGAAGCAGAUGGUGUCUGCAUUUGAGCGUCGUGCCUCCAAGGUGUAUGGUGCGGAGACAGUCAUCCCUCGCGAGCUCAUGUUCCACGAGGUUCACCACACAUAGUGUCUCCUUUGCUGCACAAACACAGAUAUACUGUCAGACGCAAAGCCCAAAGCCAAAGAGAAAAAAGAAAGAGGAGUGUGGAGAGAAAGAGAAGACUACCUGUAUUCUUACUGAAAACUGCAGUGCCUUUCUCACAGCUAUGACCAAGUUUAUUCUAAACAAUCUCAUCUUUACAACUGAUGUGGAUCCACCAGCUCAUUAUCACCUUGGUGCUAAACAUUUGUAUUUCAGUUCAUUUCCAUUAAGAGAACAUCAGUCUGUGCCAGGUUGUGAAACUGAAUGCACAGGUUAUGUGACUGUUUCCAUAGAAGUCAAACUAUGGCCUUGCAGUGCUGUUGGUCAUGAUUGGUCAAGCAAAUCAUCACGUCUGUAAACAUUAGCUACACUCAAUAGUUAGCUACACUGCUCUAACCACCAUGCUACCACUUGUAAAACCACUGGAACAAACUUUGAUUUGCAAGCUGCUGAUAGAAGAUAGUCUUCUUCACAAAUGCAGAGCCAUUUCCCUCCUAUUCUGCUCUCAGGUAGUUGAGCCAAUUCUCAUUUCACUGUGACUUGUGUGUUUUGUUUAAAACAUGUCGUCUCCAUUCUGUUAGGCUGAAAUUACUUUGAAUACAGUGUUUGAGGGAUUCCUGCAUUGUAGGGGGCCACUCUCUGUUUCUCUUUAGUGACACAGAUCUCAGAAUGCAGUGUAGAUGCAAAUGAUCACCUAUGUUGGGACCAGUCUACAAUACCUUGAAAAAUAUCAAUAUUUGAUGCCAUGUCCCAAUGUGGAAGACAUUUAGGGCAAGUUUGAUUUUUAUAAAGGAUAAAUAUAAUGAGACUUAUGCAUAAAAGUUACUUUACUUCUGUAGGAGGGGAUGCAGGUUCUGAAGUGGUGCAUGUCUAUUCGCUGUCUGAGAGGACAGUGAAAAAACACAGCUAUCGAUACUGUGGAAACUGACUCUUGAAACCCUUUGAAAUACUCAGAAUCAAUAUGUAUCAGUGUAUCGAUACUUUUGAUAACACUAGUUGGAAUAUAAAGAAAACAGGGCAGAUGACACUUUUGAAGUUGUAGGAGACCAGAGAGUGUUUUUGGAGACACCUAAUACCUUUAGCAGCUAUGUGCAGAGGCUUAGGUGUAUCUAAUAGAUGUUGCAGUGUGGAGAUAAAGAUGGAAGGCUGAAACUUGCAUUGCAGUCAGCUUGGAUGAUGCUGAUCUUAACUUCCUUUCUUUUUAAUGCACUGCUCAUGAGUGUGUUUCUGUGCAAAUUUAGAUCAGAAAGCAGUCUGAUUUCAAGUUGAGCGAUAUGGUCAGCGGGGACAGCGAGCCGUGCAGAAGCUUUAAGCCUGUUAAUUGCCCGUCCCAGGUCAGCGUCAUUACAUGUACAGUUUCGUCUGUAAUCUCAAGGAAGCAACGCACUUCGUCUGACAGCUGAUGUGAGCCAGGAGCUCAGUGGAUAAGGAUUAUAUGAGUGUUCAGUGACUCAGGUGUGAUUAGUUGGAAGGUGAUCCACAAAAAGUGAUGCCUGUAGACAACUUUUCAUAGAUAGCCAGUGUGUUUUCCAAAUACCUCCAAGUUCUGCUUAGUACACACAGUGUUAGGAAGCGCAUAUAUUAUUGUCAUCCCUGAUUCAUUUGCAGAUUAAAUUAUCGAUUAAUCCUGAAGAUAUUUAAUUCACUGUUACUUGUGAUAAAAGGGAAACAACUGAUGGCCACAUUUGACAAGCUGGAACUAGUUUGGCAUUUUUGCUUGAAAUUUAGAGUUCUGUUGAUCGACUAAUUGAUCGAUUUUGGAUUAAGAAUUGCAGCUCUGAAAGAGUUGGGUAUUAGAUCCAUGACUCAACAGCACUUUGAAGCCACAUGGCUCACAGUUGUUUCAAGGGAGCACAAAGACUGGUUAUAGCAGUGCAGAAUACUAAUGACAAUACUUUGUUUAUUAUGAAACAUUUUCUAACCCCUUGAGGUUCUUGACGCACAAUGGAAAUGAAAACUAAAGCAUUUUUUUAAAAGUUUCAGUAUGUAGAAAGUAGGCUGUUACAGUUGAGAUGGGGUCACUACUUACGGAUCAUGUUACUGCUGCUGCUCAUUCCUGGAAGGCAGAGGUUAGAGGUCAACAAUCCUUUUGUUAAGUAAAGAUAAUUUUAAGAUAUUUUCAGCAAUACUUACAAAGCCCUGGGUCCAGAUAGUAUUGAGGCCUCGAUGAUGACUGGAAGGCACACAAGAACUGAAGAAACGAAUGUCUGAAUUCAUGUAAAGAAACUCCACAAGUCAAAGCAAAAUCAACUCAGUGUUGUGCGGCUAAUGUACAGUCACUCUGCUCUUUAGUAAGUUUCAGCUCCCCACACAGCCAUAUACUGUAUAUUUGAAAUAUAGAUUAUAAAAAAAAGGGCAGAGGCAGGUUAGACACUGUGUCGCUGAUGGUCAGUCACAGCCGAUGUAUAGAAAUGACUGCAGACAGAUGUACUAAAUGUACUGUAAGCUAUCAGGAAUACACACCGACACAGGGUGUUGACUUUUAUUUUGCUUUGUUAUCAGUAGGGGACGCUGUCUUUUUUUUUUUUGCUUUAUUGACACAUGCUGUGCUCUCGUCAUUAUUAAGGGAGUAACACUGGACAUAUGAGUAGCUAAAUUAAGCAGCAAAGUGUGCAAUAUCAGUAAGUGUUAUUUUUAAACACAGCUAAGAAAGCAUUUAUACCCACUGUCAAUUUAAGGGCCCAAACAGUCUGUGGAGUCAGAGGCCAGGUCACACACCUUGACCAGCCCUGUCAGUCAGACACUGUUUCAGUGAGCUAUCUGCCGCCCUGAAACCUUCACAGUUCCACCUGUCCAACCCACACCACUCAGAGUGCCUCCAGGCCUACUGGCAGCAUACUAUCUUCAUUUUUAAACAUUAUACUCAUUUUAUCAUAUUUAUUACUUAGUUUUUAAGUGUAAAUAUUGGUUUGAAGUUAAACAAUGCUUUUAAAGAGGAUUGUGUCUGUUUGAUGGGAAGGGGAAAGACCUUGUGAAAAUGGAGUCUGUGUUGAAUGACUUAAGAAAGAUAACAGCUGCAUGAUUUAUAAAACUAUUUUUUCAAAGAA
Molecule: messenger RNA, 3846 nt
Organism: Acanthopagrus latus (yellowfin seabream)
Lineage: Eukaryota; Metazoa; Chordata; Actinopteri; Spariformes; Sparidae
Gene: coq10b
Product: coenzyme Q10B
Exons: 5
Coding region: 68-784 (238 amino acids)
Biological process (GO): cellular respiration; ubiquinone biosynthetic process
Cellular component (GO): mitochondrion
Molecular function (GO): ubiquinone binding
Source: RefSeq, a predicted model, not a curated record